Messenger RNA from Humulus lupulus (European hop), 1010 nucleotides. Its product is annotated as co-chaperone protein p23-1-like. Lineage: Eukaryota; Viridiplantae; Streptophyta; Magnoliopsida; Rosales; Cannabaceae. Gene Ontology annotation, biological process: protein folding; chaperone-mediated protein complex assembly. Gene Ontology annotation, cellular component: nucleus; cytosol. The transcript is spliced from 6 exons. The record is from RefSeq and is a predicted model, not a curated record. Gene Ontology annotation, molecular function: protein-folding chaperone binding; Hsp90 protein binding. Bases 106 to 708 code for a protein of 200 amino acids.
CUAUAGUAUAUAACAUGUUCUCUCCUCGCGCUACCCAUUUCGUUUCUGUUUUCGCCUUAGUUGCACCUUGGUUGAAAUUGAAAGCGCUCGCUUUCAUUCGAGAAGAUGAGUCGACAUCCUUCUGUUAAGUGGGCACAAAGGCCUGACAAGCUUUACAUAACCAUUGAUUUGCCGGAUGCUCAGGAUGUGAAACUUAAGCUGGAGCCUGAGGGCAAGUUUUUAUUCUCCGCGACCAGUGGAGUGGACAAGGUUCCUUAUGAACUUGACCUCGAUUUGUUUGACAAAGUUGACGUAAAUGAGAGCAAAGCUAGUGUAGGCUUGAGAAAUAUUCGUUACCUCAUAAAAAAAAAUGAGGACAAAUGGUGGAGCAGACUGUUAAAGCAGGCAGGAAAGCCUCCCGUGUUUCUGAAAGUUGAUUGGGAUAAAUGGGUUGAUGAGGAUGAAGAGCAUGAAAAUAAUAAUAAUGAAGUUGAAAACGAUAUGGACUUUGGAGACUUGGAUUUUUCGAAGCUGAACAUGGGUGGCGGUGGUGAAGGUUUUGAUGGCUUAGAUGGCAAUGAAGAACUUGAUGGAUUAGAUAGUGACGCCGACGAUGAUGAUGAGGAUGAUGAUAGUGACACUGACGACGACAGUGAUGAACAAGCAUCACCUGCCGCUGAUGAACAUGAAAAAGUUUCAUCGGGUGUCGAGCCUACGCCUAAAGCUUGAAUCUUGUCACCCAUCAAAGUUUGGAUACCAAAUCUGUCCAUGUUUUGAUGCCAACCUUGGAAAUAUUGAAUGUUCCAAGGAAAAAGAUGUUCUUUCUUUUUCUUUUCUUUGAGGGGGUGGAAGGGAUUAUGAUCAAUGGUGUUUGGAUGGUGGGUUUUGAACAGAGAGAAAACUCUAUACCAUAUUCACUGAAUGUUUUGUUAUGUGAAUGUCUCUUUACUACUAGAGGAAGAUUGGUAAUAACUCUCCUAAGAUACUAAUACUAACACUGAUAUAAGAAAGAAUUGGUGUGAUUCUGUUUC